Molecule: messenger RNA, 1731 nt
Organism: Dendrobium catenatum
Lineage: Eukaryota; Viridiplantae; Streptophyta; Magnoliopsida; Asparagales; Orchidaceae
Product: shaggy-related protein kinase eta
Exons: 12
Coding region: 138-1427 (429 amino acids)
Biological process (GO): protein phosphorylation; signal transduction
Cellular component (GO): cytoplasm
Molecular function (GO): ATP binding; protein serine/threonine kinase activity
Source: RefSeq, a predicted model, not a curated record
UGGUCGGAGCGCGAUCUCCCCCUCUCUGCCGUCAUCGCAAAGUGGGUGUAUUUUGGAGCGAAGAAUAAGAGGGGAAGAACAAUCAGCGAAGAGAGAGAGAGAGAGAGAGAGAGAGAGAGGGAGGGAGGGAGCUUCACAUGGCUUCGUUGCCGUCUCGUCUUCCUCAGGAGCAUGGGGUGGGGCCGAGGGUUGAAGAUCGUCGGCCGGAGAUGGAGGAAGGGAAGGAAGCCUCUGUUGUUGAAGGGAAUGGUCCGGUAACCGGACAUAUUAUCUCAACUACGAUCGGAGGAAAGAAUGGAGAAGCCAAGCAGACCGUUAGUUACAUGGCAGAACGUGUUGUUGGAACUGGAUCUUUUGGGAUUGUUUUUCAGGCGAAAUGUUUGGAGACUGGGGAAACUGUUGCUAUAAAGAAGGUCUUGCAGGAUAGAAGGUACAAAAAUCGUGAGCUGCAGCUGAUGAGGUCCAUGGAUCACCCAAAUGUGAUAUCUUUGAAGCAUUGCUUUUUCUCCACUACAAACAGAGAUGAACUUUUUCUCAACCUGGUUAUGGAAUAUGUCCCUGAAUGCCUUUACCGAGUCCUGAAACACUACAGCAAUGCAAACCAACGAAUGCCACUUAUCUAUGUGAAGCUUUAUAUGUAUCAGAUAUUUAGGGGUUUAGCAUACAUUCAUACUGUUCCAGGAGUUUGUCAUAGGGAUGUCAAGCCCCAAAACCUUCUGGUAUGCUUCUAUGACAGUAAAUUACUUUGGGAUUUUCCCUUAGAAUUUCUUGAUGGAACCAAUUUGGCUCUCAUGCAGGUUGAUCCUCUUACCCACCAAGUUAAGCUUUGCGAUUUUGGGAGCGCUAAAGUCUUGGUAAAAGGAGAAGCUAACAUUUCUUACAUUUGCUCUCGAUAUUACCGAGCUCCUGAGCUCAUAUUUGGUGCCGUGGAAUAUACCUCAUCAAUUGAUAUAUGGUCAGCAGGAUGUGUUCUUGCUGAGUUGUUACUUGGUCAGCCUCUCUUUCCAGGUGGAAGUGCUGUAGAUCAGCUGGUUGAGAUAAUCAAGGUUCUUGGCACUCCUACUCGAGAAGAAAUUCGAUGCAUGAAUCCAAACUACACUGAAUUUCGGUUUUCUCAGAUAAAAGCUCACCCGUGGCAUAAGGUUUUCCAUAAACGAAUGCCUCCAGAAGCUAUAGAUCUAGCAUCAAGACUUCUUCAGUAUUCUCCAAGUCUUCGUUGCACUGCUCUUGAAGCAUGUGCCCACCCUUUCUUUGAUGAGCUACGAGAACCCAAUGCUCGGUUGCCAAAUGGCAGGCCAUUCCCCCCUCUUUUUAACUUCAAACAAGAAUUAUCAGGCGCAUCACCAGAGCUCAUCAACAAGCUGAUACCUGACCAUGUGAAAAGGCAGGCCGGCCUCAGUACUACUCUCCAUCCUUCAGGUACCUGAAGCCACCAUUAUUUUUGAACUAGAACAUUUCAAAGAUCCAAAGGGGAACUAUGAAGAACUUUGAUUUCCCAGAAAACCUAAGUUGUAUAGCAGAUGAAUUUCCUGCAAAGUUUUUGUGCCUCAUUCUUGAUCUACCACUCCUCAGCCCCUUGUAUAUUUGCCUUGCAUUUGAUCCAAAAAAGAUUAUUUUAGAUGAUGAAGAUGAUGAUUUGGGGAGCAAAUUGUAGUACUGGAACCUGUCUUUGUAUUAUUAUUUAUGACAAUUUUUUUUUUCUUUUUGCAAUUUUCAACUUUUAGUUGCUUG